Messenger RNA from Hyla sarda, 1558 nucleotides. RefSeq names its product coiled-coil domain-containing protein 3-like. Gene Ontology annotation, cellular component: extracellular region. Gene Ontology annotation, biological process: negative regulation of gene expression. The transcript has 3 exons. Lineage: Eukaryota; Metazoa; Chordata; Amphibia; Anura; Hylidae. The record is from RefSeq and is a predicted model, not a curated record. Bases 85 to 909 code for a protein of 274 amino acids.
UGGAUAGUCUGCCAACGUUUAUCUAGAGGAGAUCCAGGAAGGAACUGCAGUGUGUUUGGCAUCUGCCGCUUCAGAGCUGAUACAAUGCUGGUCUUAAGGCUCAUCGUGGUUGGUAGCAUCAUGUUCGGAGUGCUUAAGGGAUGCCAGAUGCCGCAAGAUUGGAGACCACAGACUGAAGCCUGCAGAGCGGAAUUGGUAGAGACUGUGGUGUUUGCCAAGGUGUUGGCUCUUCAUAAGGAUAGUUAUAGUGUCUACAACUACCUACCCUGGCAGUAUAACUCUGACCUGUUCUAUUCUGCAGAGAUUGAGUUAUUAUGUGACCAGGGCUGGGGAAGCAUGUUGGAAGUUCCAGCAGGAUCACGACUCAAUGUCACAGGGCUCGGCUACUUCAACUGUCACUCAUACACCGUGAUGGAGAACAACUCCUAUUAUUUCUUCCUAAGGAUGGAUGAAAAUUAUAAUCUCCUUCCACAUGGAGUCAAUUUUCAAGAUCCCAUCUUUCCCAACACACCAGAAAACAAUCGCAUAUUUGCAAGUAUAUUCCAGUUCUCCAACUGUGCAGCUGGGAUAGAUCCACAGAUCUACUCCCCAGACUGGGAAGCUCAAGAGGACAGCAGGCUCAUGUGUGAUUCAGUACAAAGAGCCUUACUAGAGGAGGAGGAACGCUCAAAAACAUUAUCCCAAAAGGUUCGGUUCUUGGAAAAGGCCAAUGCACAUCUUCGAGAGAAAGUAAAAAACCUAAAACGAGCCUUGCGUCAGGCAACAGAGGACAAUAAGAAAGAUGUCCUUUCCAAGCACAUCUCGGAAAAAGACAAAAGUCUUCAUAAAGAUAAUCCAAAACAGACCAUCCAGAAGAAGAUCAUAUCAAGACCAACUAAGAAAGCAACUGGGAACAAUAUGGAUACUUAAUCAGGUUGAAUCCAAUGGAAUCUUGUUAUGGAGGAACAUGGCAUCAAGUAGCACUGAAUUCUAAAGACUGAAUGGACACAAUGAUGUUUUAAUAAAUCUGCUAUGGUUUAUCUGCAGCAAAUGUAUAAAAAUCAGUAUUAUGUGCAGUAAGUAUACAUCAAGUAUAAAAGAGCUUUUUAGCAUGAAGUCUGUUGGGGUAGACCACUAGUUAUAUGACAUCUACUGUAUGGUCCACCUCAAUGUAAUACGGACCAUAGAUCCUGAUGAGGUCUCAGAAAUUGCUACAAUGCUUCAUUUAUAGUAUUGGUCUGCUUAUAUCUAAAAGAGAGACCUAAUGGGCCCCUCAGGCCCCUGGGCCCAGUUGCAAUGGUAGUUACACCCCUGUCAAUAUAGGGUUCUAUGGCUAUAUAAGUUUGGUUGAGAAAAAAAAAAUUGAACCAAUAAUUGAGGUCACACUAUUGAUUUAAAAUGCAUCCAUAUUAUGACAUUGUAUAUGCCAUACAUCACAUAACUUUUCUAUAAAACAUAAAUGUAAAAACAAAUAACCAGAAGCCUCAAUAUAUACAUUGUAGAUAAUAAAUGAACAAUAAACUUCAAUAAAGAUCAGUAAGGAAACAAGAAUUGUAAUGAUGUCAGUGUCUUCAUAUUU